This is a messenger RNA of Piliocolobus tephrosceles (Ugandan red Colobus), 1360 nucleotides long. Its product is annotated as S-formylglutathione hydrolase-like. The record is from RefSeq and is a predicted model, not a curated record. Gene Ontology annotation, molecular function: S-formylglutathione hydrolase activity. Gene Ontology annotation, biological process: formaldehyde catabolic process. Gene Ontology annotation, cellular component: cytosol. Lineage: Eukaryota; Metazoa; Chordata; Mammalia; Primates; Cercopithecidae.
AUGGGUCAGCUGUUCAAUGCAGGGAGUGGAAUUGGAUUUAAUUCAGCAGAAAAUAAUGUUCUGGCACUGGGGCCAGAACACCUGCGUGUUCUGGAGGAGACCAAGCUCGUCUAUGUGUGCAAUGGCUUUGUCCUGGCUAGAGAUGGCCAAUGGGGCCCUGGUCCCCACCCCACUGACUAUAGCCAUUCAGCUGCCUCCUGCUGCUCGGAGCACUUGCCUGUUACUCUGUGUGUCAGCACACUCAACCCCUCUUCCUUGCUCCUCGGACAGCAUGUGAUGGGGUUCCUGAAGGCAUGUCAUGUCUGUGGUUCUCAGGAGGUGGCCCAGGCUGGUCCCAGAGAAGUGGGCAGGAAGGAUAUUUUCGCUUUUACUUCGGGCCGUUUCUUCUGGUCACUCUGCCACAGGAGAAUCAUCUACCAUUUGGUACAAGCAAAAAGCAAUCAGCAAUUGGACAGGAGAAGAGUGGCACUGAUGCAGAUUUCCAGCAACAAGUGCUUUGGGGGAUUGCAGAAAGUUUUUGAACAUGACAGUGUUGAAAUGAACUGCAAAAUGAAAUUUGCUGUCUACUUACCACCAAAGGCAGAAUCAGAAAAGUGCCCUGCACUGUAUUGGCUCUCAGGUUUAACUUGCACAGAACAAAAUUUUAUAUCAAAAUCUGGUUAUCAUCAAGCUGCUUCAGAACAUGGUCUUGUCAUUGCUCCAGAUACCAGCCCUCGUGGCUACAAUAGUAAAGGAGAAGAUGAGAGCUGGGACUUUGGCACUGGUGCUGGAUUUUAUGUUGAUACCACUGAAGAUCCUUGGAAAACCAACUACAGAAUGUACUCUUAUGUCAUGGAGGAACUUCCCCAACUCAUAAAUGCCAAUUUUCCAGUGGAAUCCCAAAGGAUGUCUAUUUUUGGCCACUCCAUGGGAGACCAUGGGGCUCUGAUCUGUGCUUUGAAAAAUCCUGGAAAAUACAAAUCUGUGUUAGCAUUUGCUCCAGUUUGCACCUGGGGCAAAAAAGCCUUUAGUGGAUAUUUGGGAACAGAUCAAAGUAAAUGGAAGGCUUAUGAUGCUACCUGUCUUGUGAAAUUCUAUCCAGGAUCUCAGCUGGACAUACUAAUUGAUCAAGGAAAAGAUGACCAGUUUCUUUUAGAUGGACAGUUACUCCCUGAUAACUUCAUAGCUGCCUGUACAGAAAAAAAAAUCCCCAUUGUUUUUCGAUUACAAGAGAGUUAUGAUCAUAGCUACUACUUCAUUGCAAUCUUUACUACUGACCACAUCAGACAUCAUGCUAAAUACCUGAAUGCAUGAAAAACUCCAAAUAAGAGAAUCUAUUCAGGAUUAUAAAAGUAAAAUGCAACUGUAUUGCUGAGCAAAA